AUGGCAUGGAUGGUGACUGCAUUGAUGAAGACAAUUCGAACAUUCUGCGAACAUUAUGAACAGGCUUUCGAAGAAAAAUCCCUCGAUUCCUCCAUAAACUUCAGUAAUGUGUCCGAGAAUCGUGUGACAAUGAUUAUUGGAAAAGGACAAAUGGUGUACUGGCAAGGAAGCAAUGUCACUGUUUACGAAGUUGAUGACGAAGGAAAUGAACAAACAAGGAAACUUGUUGGCAUGCCAAAUGGACAAGGCGUCGCUCAGGAUGGUGUCAAACUUUAUAUUACGAAGGGGAAAGUGACAGAAAGCGUUUGA
Molecule: messenger RNA, 309 nt
Organism: Penicillium samsonianum
Lineage: Eukaryota; Fungi; Ascomycota; Eurotiomycetes; Eurotiales; Aspergillaceae
Exons: 3
Coding region: 1-309 (102 amino acids)
Source: RefSeq, a predicted model, not a curated record